Messenger RNA from Sorghum bicolor (sorghum), 2074 nucleotides. RefSeq lists its product as uncharacterized. The record is from RefSeq and is a predicted model, not a curated record. Bases 13 to 1962 code for a protein of 649 amino acids. NCBI's taxonomy places the organism in Eukaryota, Viridiplantae, Streptophyta, Magnoliopsida, Poales, Poaceae. Gene Ontology annotation, molecular function: protein binding. The transcript has a single exon.
GGAGCGCAGACGAUGACGACGGGCGGCGGCGGCGACGGCGGCGACCGCUUGUCGGAGCUCUCCGACGAUCUUCUCCGGCGCAUCCUCUACUUCGUCCCCUCCAAGGAGGCUGCUCGCACCAGCGUGCUCUCACGGCGGUGGGGCUCGCUGUGGCGGUCGUCGGGCGCCGUCAACCUCGCCGUGCAAGUCCACGGUUACCAACAUUUACAGUACGGCGACUCCUACCAAGAGACCGAGGAGGCCUUCUUCUUGAAGCAAGAGGCGUUCGUCCGCGGCGCCAAGGCUGCGCUCGACGCCGCCGAGACCCCCAUCACAAGGCUCACCUUGCGUGUCGAGUCCAACGACCACGACGCCAUGAGGACCAUCGACCAGUUCCUCUGCAGCGGCAGGGACUGGGAACGCGCCGACUUGGUCGGCGCUGUGGUUUUCCACCAAGCGGCGCGCCGCGUUGAGGAGCUCCGCGUCGCCGUCGCCGCCGUCGACGUUGGAAGCUUCUUCCUUUACUAUGAGGAAGAGAAUCACAGGCACAGAGGGAUCUAUAGGCUCGCCUCCCUCCCGUCGUCGGACACCCUCCGCGUGCUGGACCUCACCUGGUGUGACCUCACCCUAAUGGCCGCCGCCGCCUUCCCACUCCCACGGCUGGCGACAUUGCGGCUAAGCUACUGCUCCGUUUAUCCCAAUGUCGUCCAGGCUCUGCUGGACGCCGCGACGGAGCUCACCACCGUGCAGCUGGAGUCUCUCUACUUCGUGUCGCCUCCGGACUCCCAGCAGAAAACGCAAUUUCACUGGCAACAGCAAGACCAUGAUGAACUCGAACUCGACGAGGCAGUGUCAGAACCGCCGGUGCUACGCCUGAGCUUCCCGGCGGCGACGACCACGCUCGUGCUGGCGCUGUGCGGCAUGCCGCCGGAGUCAUCAGAAGAUCGCCGUGGCAGGAGCAGAGGCGCCAUCGAGAUCGAUGCGCCCAGGCUGCAAUCCGUCAAAUACAAGGGUCUCAUUCGACGAUUCACUCUACGAUCGGCGGCACCUGGCGUUGCAAGGGUGGACCUGCAUUUCCUCCGGCAUCACCACGGCCCCAACCACCGGCAUGACAGUGACGACGACAAUGAGAAAGAGACAACACGCAUGCUCUUCUGGCAGUUCCUGCACAGCUUCACCAAUGCCAGGACCCUCAAGCUCAAGCUAGGAAACGACCUCAAGGACAUUGCGGCCAUUGGCGAGGCCAAGCGUGCCAGGCUCCUUUGUGCGUUCCCCAGGGUUGAGAUCCUCGAGCUGGAAGGCGUCCAUGGUGCCAAGAGCAAGACGGCGGCCGUCGCCAUUGCCAACCUGCUGCAUUGCUGCCCUGUUCUUGGUGAAAUCAUGCUGAAGCUGAGCACUGUGACAGCGAGCCUUAGCAAGGAUUCAAGGUAUGGACGUGACUUUUUGGAAAGGAAAGAUAGAUCGGAUUACGCCAAGUCCAUGGAUCGAUUCGUGCGCCGCCGGAAAUCAAAGACGACAGCCAUGUCCAUGGAGGAUAGAAGUUUUGGUGAUCAUAAGUAUGAUGAUGUUGCUGGUAUCAAUGGUCUCAGUGGGCGCUCGUUCGCCUGCUUGCAACGCACUCUAAGAAGAGUUGGCCUGCAGUUCCAACUGGACAACAACUCCUUCUCCAGUUGCCUUGGACUGCGGCUUAUCAAAUUCUUCGCUGACCAUGGCAAGGUUCUUGAAGAAAUGUUUGUUGACACUGGCAACCGGAGACUAGACGAGCACCUCAACUUCAAUGAGGAAACACAGAUCGCACUCGCACCUAAACCUAUCUCAGCCACAGCUUCUAUCCAGCACAAUAAUCUGGCAGCAAGUUCUUCGGGAUUUUCUAGAAUUUCUAGUGCGUCGCUUGCUGAUUCCACAACAGACCUUGCCAAGAGUACAGUCGGCUUUACGGUGUUACCCCUUCAAAGGCAUGAAAAGAUGGACUGCAAGUCUUAAUCCAUUGCAAAGUAAGAUAACUAGAUAAGAGAUGCCAUACAAUGACCAUCAUCCAAGAUAUCAUGAAUAAACUGCUUAUUUCUGAAUUUUUUUUUUGUAAGAUGGAAAUGAA